Molecule: messenger RNA, 2831 nt
Organism: Leopardus geoffroyi (Geoffroy's cat)
Lineage: Eukaryota; Metazoa; Chordata; Mammalia; Carnivora; Felidae
Gene: PLOD3
Product: procollagen-lysine,2-oxoglutarate 5-dioxygenase 3
Exons: 17
Coding region: 3-2537 (844 amino acids)
Biological process (GO): peptidyl-lysine hydroxylation
Cellular component (GO): endoplasmic reticulum
Molecular function (GO): procollagen glucosyltransferase activity; procollagen-lysine 5-dioxygenase activity; iron ion binding
Source: RefSeq, a predicted model, not a curated record
CCAUGGCCUCCUGGGGCCCGGGACUCCGGCUCCUGCUGGGAAUCCUGCUGCUGCUGCUCCCGCCUCCUGCGACCCCUGCUUCCGACCGUCCCCGGGGCAGAGACCCGGUCAACCCAGAGAAGCUGCUGGUGAUCACGGUGGCCACAGCCAAGACGGAAGGAUACCGGCGUUUCCUGCGGUCAGCGGAGUUCUUCAACUACACAGUGCGGACCCUGGGCCUGGGACAGGAGUGGCGAGGGGGUGAUGUGGCCCGAACGGUUGGUGGAGGACAGAAGGUCAGGUGGCUAAAGAAGGAAAUGGAGAAAUAUGCUGACCGGGAGGAUAUGGUCAUCAUGUUCGUGGACAGCUACGACGUGAUUCUGGCCGGCAGCCCCUCCGAGCUGCUGAAGAAGUUCGUCCAGAGUGGGAGCCGCCUGCUCUUCUCUGCUGAGGGCUUCUGCUGGCCCGAGUGGGGGCUGGCGGAGCAGUACCCUGAGGUGGGCACGGGGAAGCGCUUCCUCAACUCUGGUGGGUUCAUCGGCUUUGCCCCCACCAUCCACCGAGUCGUCCGCCAGUGGAAGUACGAGGAUGAUGAUGACGACCAGCUGUUCUACACACGGCUCUACCUGGACCCAGGGCUGAGGGUGGGGAUGGCGGGGAGGGCGGCCCCUCGCAGCUCCGCAGGGCUGCAGGCGCCAUGCGGGCUAUGGGGCUUCAGGGAGGAAGUAGAAAGAGUGGGGAAUGAUGGCCCGCCCGCUCCUCGGUUAACUGCCCCAUCUCAUCCCAUGCAGGAGAAACUCAGCCUCAAUCUGGAUCAUAAAUCCCGGAUCUUUCAGAACCUCAAUGGGGCUUUGGAUGAGAUAGUUUUAAAGUUUGAUCGGAAUCGCGUGCGUAUCCGGAAUGUGGCCUAUGACACGCUUCCCGUCGUGGUCCAUGGGAACGGUCCGACUAAGCUCCAGCUGAAUUACCUGGGAAACUACGUCCCUAAUGGCUGGACUCCUCAGGGAGGCUGUGGGUUCUGCGGCCGGGACCGGAGGAUACUCCCGGGGGGGCAGCCUCCCCCCCGGGUGCUUCUGGCCGUGUUCGUGGAACAGCCGACCCCGUUCCUGCCCCGCUUCCUGCAGCGGCUCCUGCUCCUGGACUACCCCCCUGACAGGGUCACCCUGUUCCUGCAUAACAACGUGAGACGCCCCCCUGCGCAGCCUCCCAAACGGCCCUGCCCCCACCGGAUCGGCCCAGACUCCUUCCUACACCCCUUCCGCUCACCACCUUCUCCCUCCUGUUCCUCAGGCGCCAUCUUUUCUGCCCUCUCUCUCCCCUCCUCCCAUCUCUCCCCCCAUCUCCAGGAGGUGUACCAUGAGCCCCACAUUGCAGACUCGUGGCCCCAGCUCCAGGGCCACUUCUCAGCUGUGAAGCUCGUGGGGCCGGAGGAGGCCCUGACCCCGGGCGAGGCCAGGGACAUGGCCAUGGACAGCUGUCGGCAGGACCCCGAGUGCGAAUUCUACUUCAGCCUGGAUGCUGACGCCGUCAUCACCAACCAGCAGACCCUGCGCAUCCUCAUUGAAGAGAACAGGAAGGUGAUAGCGCCCAUGCUGUCCCGCCACGGGAAGCUGUGGUCCAACUUCUGGGGAGCCCUGAGCCCCGACGAGUACUACGCUCGGUCCGAGGACUACGUGGAACUCGUGCAGCGGAAGCGAGUGGGCGUGUGGAAUGUGCCCUAUAUAUCCCAGGCGUACGUGAUCCGCGGCGAGACCCUGAGGACAGAGCUGCCCCAGAGGGAGGUGUUCUCGGGCAGCGACACCGACCCAGACAUGGCCUUCUGUAAGAGCCUGCGCGACAAGGGCAUCUUCCUCCACCUCAGCAAUCAGCAGGAAUUUGGUCGCCUCCUGGCCACCUCUCGGUAUGACACAGACCAUCUGCACCCUGACCUCUGGCAAAUCUUCGACAACCCCCUGGACUGGCGGGAGCAGUACAUUCACGAGAACUACAGCCGGGCCCUGGAAGGGCAGGGACUCGUGGAGCAGCCGUGUCCAGACGUGUACUGGUUCCCGCUGCUGUCAGACCAGAUGUGCGACGAGCUGGUGGAGGAAAUGGAGCAUUACGGCCAGUGGUCAGGAGGCCGGCAUGAGGACUCAAGGCUGGCCGGAGGCUACGAGAACGUGCCCACCGUAGACAUCCACAUGAAGCAGGUGGGCUAUGAGGACCAGUGGCUGCAGCUGCUGAGGACGUACGUGGGGCCCAUGACAGAGAGCCUGUUCCCAGGCUACCACACCAAGACCCGGGCGGUGAUGAACUUUGUGGUCCGCUACCGGCCAGAUGAGCAGCCGUCUCUGCGGCCCCAUCACGACUCCUCCACCUUCACUCUCAACGUCGCCCUCAACCACAAGGGCCUGGAUUAUGAAGGAGGUGGCUGCCGCUUCUUGCGCUAUGACUGCAUAGUCUCGUCCCCACGGAAGGGCUGGGGGCUCCUGCAUCCUGGCCGCCUCACCCACUACCACGAGGGGCUGCCCACCACUCGGGGCACUCGCUACAUCAUGGUGUCCUUUGUCGACCCCUGACACUCAACCACUCUGCCAGACCUGCCCUGCCGCUGUGCCUUCCCGGGGGGCCCCCUCCGUGGAAGGGGGUCUGUCUGGCGCCUCGCUUCCUGAGCGGAUGUUCGGUGUGCCUGGGACUGAAUGUGUCGCCUCCCCCCGCUCCCCAACACGCGGCCCUCUCAGGAAGCUCCUGGAGCCCCCCCUUGCCCCUCCCCACAGUCCCCGAGGACCCCUGGGGAGAAGGCUUUGAGGGCUCCCCGUGUGAUAAAUUAUUGUUUCUCACCCUCUCAAUAAAGGAGGAUUUGUAAGCCUUGA